UCCGCCCCUUCCGCCGCCCGUAGCCCGGAGCGUGCACGCACCCAGACGCCUGGCGGGAGCGAGCUCGUCCGGGAACCCGCGGCCCGAGGAGCGCUGGGGGCCGGGAGACCCGUGCCCGCGGUUUAGAUUUAUUUAUUUGAAAGUCAGAGAGAGAGAGAGAGAGAGAGAUCUCUUCCAUUCACCAAUUCACUCCUUAAAUGGCUACAACAGCCGGGCUUGUGCCAGGCUGAAACCAGGAGCUUCUUCCAGUUCUCCCAUGUAGGUGCCGUGGCCCAAGCACUUGAGCCAUCCUCUGCUGAUUUUCCAGAUGCCUGAUUUGUCCAGAGUGCCUGUGGAAAUAACCGAUGGAUUCCUUGGACCACAUGCUGACGGAUCCCCUGGAACUUGGUCCAUGUGGAGACGGCCAUGGCACCCGCAUCAUGGAGGACUGCCUGCUGGGAGGCACCAGGGUCAGCCUGCCGGAGGACCUCCUGGAGGACCCCGAGAUUUUCUUCGAUGUGGUCAGCCUGGCGACGUGGCAGGAAGUGCUGAGUGAGUCUCAGCGCGCACACCUGCGGCAGUUCCUGCCUCGCUUUCCCGAGGACAGCCCUGAACAGCAGAAGGAGCUCGUGCUCGCCCUGUUCAGUGGGGAGAACUUCCGCUUCGGAAACCCUCUGCACAUCGCCCAGAAGCUUUUCCGAGAUGGACAUUUUAACCCUGAGGUGGUCAAGUAUCGACAGCUAUGCUUCAAGUCACAGUACAAGCGAUACCUCAAUUCUCAGCAGCAGUAUUUCCAUCGGCUGCUGAAGCAGAUUCUUGCUUCCCGGAGUGAUCUCCUGGAGAUGGCCCGACGGGGCGGACCUGCCCUUCCUGUGCGGCAGAAGCGCCCCUCACCAUCGCGCAGCCCCGAGGAGCGGGAGUGGCGGGCCCAGCAGCGCUACCUGAAGGUCCUGAGGGAAGUGAAGGAGGAGUGUGGCGACACGGCCCUGUCCUCUGAUGAAGAAGCCACGUUGGAUUUACAAGAACAAUUUUCUUUUGAAGAUCUCAGCUCAUGGCUUCCGAGCUCUCCAGCACGUUCUCCUAGUCCUGCGGUGCCCCUGCGGGUGGUGCCCACGCUUUGUACCACGGAUAUGAAAACCGCAGAUAAAAUAGAACUGGGGGACAGUGACCUGAAGAUAAUGUUAAAGAAGCACCACGAGAAACGGAAGCACCAACCAGAUCACCCGGACCUUUUGACAGGAGACCUGACCCUCAAUGACAUCAUGACUCGCGUGAAUGCUGGCAGGAAGGGCUCUCUGGCAGCCCUAUAUGAUCUGGCAGUCCUUAAAAAAAAGGUUAAGGAAAAAGAGGAGAAGAAAAAGAAGAAAAUAAAAAUGAUCAAAUCAGAGGCAGAGGAUCUGGCUGAGCCCCUGAGCAGUGCUGACGGGGUCCCACCUCUCUCCCAGGCCCCAUCUCCACUGGCAAUACCUGCUAUCAAGGAAGAGCCCCUUGAAGACCUGAAGCCUUGCCUUGGAAUCAAUGAGAUAUCUUCCAGUUUCUUUUCCCUGCUGCUGGAGAUCUUGCUGCUGGAGAAUCAGGCUAGCCUCCCUAUGCUAGAGGAACGGGUUUUGGACUGGCAGUCGUCUCCAGCCAGCUCCCUCAACAGCUGGUUCUCUGCAGCCCCCAACUGGGCCGAGUUGGUGUUACCAGCCCUGCAGUACCUUGCUGGAGAGAGCCGAGCCGUUCCUUCCAGUUUCUCUCCAUUUGUUGAAUUCAAAGAGAAAACCCAGCAGUGGAAAUUGCUUGGCCAGUCCCAAGAUAAUGAAAAGGAAUUAGCUGCACUCUUCCAGCUGUGGCUGGAGACCAAAGACCAGGCCUUCUGUAAGCAAGAAAACGAAGACAGCUCAGAUGCCACGACACCUGUCCCUCGGGUAAGAACUGACUAUGUGGUGCGGCCCAGCACCGGGGAGGAGAAACGGGUUUUUCAGGAGCAGGAGCGGUACAGGUACAGCCAACCCCAUAAGGCGUUCACCUUCCGCAUGCACGGCUUUGAGUCGGUGGUGGGGCCGGUGAAGGGUGUCUUUGACAAGGAGACCUCCCUCAACAAGGCCCGGGAGCACUCCCUGCUGCGCUCGGACAGGCCUGCCUAUGUCACCAUCCUCUCUCUUGUUCGAGAUGCUGCUGCCCGGCUACCUAACGGAGAGGGCACCCGGGCAGAAAUCUGUGAACUGCUCAAGGACUCCCAGUUCCUGGCACCCGAUGUCACCAGCACUCAGGUGAACACAGUCGUGAGUGGUGCACUGGACCGCCUGCAUUAUGAAAAGGACCCUUGUGUGAAGUAUGACAUCGGGCGGAAGCUUUGGAUCUAUCUGCAUCGGGACCGGAGUGAGGAAGAAUUUGAGCGGAUUCAUCAAGCACAAGCAGCUGCAGCUAAGGCCAGAAAGGCUCUUCAGCAAAAGCCCAAGCCCCCGUCCAAGGUGAAGUCCAGUAGCAAGGAAAAUUCCAUAAAGGUCCUGAACAGUGGCCCUUCUGAGCAGAGCCAGAUGAGCCUCAGUGACUCCAGCAUGCCUCCCACUCCAGUCACACCCGUAACCCCUACCACGCCAGCGUUGCCUGCCACUCCCAUCUCCCCUCCGCCAGUGUCAUCGGUGAACAAAAGUGGCCCUGCCACUGUCUCAGAACCGGCCAAGUCCAGCUCUGGCGUUCUUCUGGUGUCUUCGCCAACAAUGCCACAGCUUGGAACAAUGCUUUCCCCGGCCUCCAGCCAGACUCCACCCAGUUCUCAGGCUGCUGCCCGGGUUGUGAGCCACUCUGGCUCAGCUGGACUGCCACAGGUGCGGGUGGUGGCCCAGCCCAGCCUUCCUGCUGUCCCCCAGCAGUCAGCAGGGCCAGCACAGACACUGCCACAGAUGCCCGCAGGACCACAGAUCAGGACUCCAGCCACGGCCACACAGACCAAAGUUGUGCCCCAGACAGUAAUGGCCACCGUACCAGUGAAGGCUCCGACCGCGGCAGCCACCGUCCAGCGACCUGGCCCUGGGCCGACAGGGCUCACGGUGACAAACCUCCCUGCCGCGGCCAGCCCUGUGAGCAAGCCAGCCACGAGCUCUCCUGUUAGCUCUGCUGCGAGUGCCUCUACGGCUGCCGUCAUUCAGAACGUCACCGGACAGAACAUCAUCAAGCAGGUGGCAAUUACUGGGCAGCUUGGUGUGAAGCCCCAGACAGGCAGCAGCAUCCCACUCACAGCCACUAACUUCCGCAUCCAGGGUAAGGACGUGUUGCGUCUGCCACCCUCUUCCAUCACCACAGAUGCCAAGGGACAGACGGUUCUGCGAAUCACUCCGGACAUGAUGGCCACAUUGGCCAAGUCCCAGGUUACCACAGUCAAGUUGACCCAGGACCUCUUUGGGACAGGAAGUGGCACUGCAGGCAAAGGCAUCUCUGCCACCCUACACGUCACCUCCAAUCCAGUCCAUGCAGCUGAUAGCCCUGCCAAGGCCAGUUCAGCCAGUGCCCCUUCAUCCGCUCCAACAGGUACCACGGUGGUCAAAGUGACUCCUGAUCUCAAGGCAACAGAAACCUCAAGUUCAGCUUUUCGUUUGAUGCCAGCCCUUGGUGUGAGUGUGGCAGACCAGAAGGGAAAAAACACAGUGGCCUCUUCAGAAGCAAAACCAGCUGCCACGAUCCGUAUCGUGCAGGGCCUGGGGGUGAUGCCUCCCAAAGCAGGCCAGACCAUCACGGUUGCAACUCAUGCGAAGCAGGGAGCCCCGGUGGCCAGUGGGGCUGGAACUGUCCAUACUGCAGCAGUGUCCUUGCCCAGCAUGAAUGCUGCUGUGUCCAAGACUGUGGCUGUGGCUUCGGGGGCUGCGAGCACUCCCCUCAGCAUCGGAACAGGCGCCCCCACCAUGCGGCAGGUCCCAGUCAACACCACGGUCGUGUCCACGUCCCAGGCUGGGAAGCUGCCUACACGGAUCACAGUGCCGCUGUCUGUGAUUAGCCAGCCAAUGAAGGGCAAGAGCGUGGUCACCGCCCCAAUCAUCAAAGGCAACCUGGGAGCCAACCUUGGCGGGCUGGGCCGCAACAUUAUCCUCACCACCAUGCCGGCGGGCACGAAGCUCAUUGCUGGCAACAAGCCUGUGAGUUUCCUCACGGCACAGCAGUUGCAGCAGCUCCAACAGCAAGGGCAGGCCACACAGGUGCGCAUCCAGACUGUCCCCGCAUCCCAUCUCCAGCAGGGAACAGCUUCCGGCUCCUCCAAAGCAGUCUCCACUGUCGUCGUGACCACGGCUCCGUCUCCUAAACAGGCCCCUGAGCAGCAGUGACGGUGAAGAGAGCUGGCUUCUGCAGAAGGCGGGACCUGGUCUGUCCCGGCUCAAAGGCGGGGAGCAGGGCGCUCGCAUCCGUGCUGCAGGCUGUGUGUGGAAGGCAGGCCAGUGCAGGGACGGUGGCACCAGGAGCCUCAGUGCUGCUGCUGCGCCCUGCAGUGGAGCGCUGUGAGAAGGGCUCCCUCCAGAGUUCCAAGGCGUGCUCUGUCCCAAUCCAGGAGAAGUUUCUGUUCAGAGUUGCGGGGUCACAGUUCUGUGAUGAGCGCCAGGCCCCCAGGGAAGGCGUGCCAGUUGCACAGUGACCGAGCCCCGUGCCACGUGAGGCUUGUGUUGUAGCUUCUGGUCUUCCCCGUGACAGUGGCCUGGGUACGAGUUUUGUGUCCAGAAAACUUUAUGUAACUUAUUUUUUUAAAGAACCUGUUGCACAUCUUUAUCAGACAGAAACCCAGGCUUUAGCCCCUCCCAGACUGCUUACUUGUUUUGACCAGAGUGAGGAGAUAGCAAGAAUCUUAGUAAGCUGAUGGCUGACUGGAUAACCACCCAGAAACUGAGCGGCUGUGAGAUGGGAAGCACCACAGAAAGUGAGGUAGUCAGGAUUCCCUCCGGUAGGCUGAGUGUGGCACUCCCUCUUGGAAACGGGAUGUAGGGGUCUUGAUUGUUUAGGCACGAGCACCUGCCGGUGACCUUGGCAAGCCUGUCACAAGGAGUCCAGAGCUGGUGGACGGGGGUGGGGGGUGAGUGAAGACGCUGCUUGUGCAGCACAGACUUCCUUGCAGUUCAGAGCCAUCGACUCUGCCUGCUGCAGGCAGGAGUGGCAGGCCCAGGGGAGCUGGCCCGCUGCUUGUGUCAGGUUUUGUUUGAGCAGCCCAUUCCCAUCUGGUUACGUAUUCUCUGGCUACUUUCGGUUAGAAGGCAGAAUUGAGUCGUCGCCGUGGAUGCCAGAGGGCUCUGAGGCCUAAACUGCUGUGGGUUUGUUUUUUUAUUUGUUGUUGUUUUUGUCUGUCUGUCUGUCUGUCUGUUUGCCUACAUUAUUUCUGAUCCCUGCCCCAAAGUAGAGAUGGGAGGAGCGGAGUGGGUGUGGCAUGUACAGGGACUGCCUGGCAGUAACAGCCUCGAAAGAGGUUGGUCUGGAUUCGCAAGUGACUCAUUCCUGCCUCUCUCACCUUCCCAGCCUCCGUCAGCUAUAGACAAAGAGCUCAGAGUGAUGCUUUAACAUAAUGUGAUGAGUAAGUGAAGCACUGGCUGUUAACGUGUGGUGCCUCUUCUGUUUCGGGGCGCGGGUGGGUGGUGAAGCUUCCCUGAAGGGAUAAGGCUUUCCUGUCUCUGCUGAAAGUAUCCCAGUUAUUAAAAGUGACCAUCUUUAACUCUGGGAAGGAGUGAGUAUCUUCUGAGGGGCGGGGCGAGGAGGAGCUGGUGGGCCCCUUCUCCACGGGGCCUGGUGUGACCGGGUGCCGGCGUCAGCGGUGAGGCAAGUUGAGGAGCAGCGAUGGAGUGGGAGGGGCUGUCAGGACUUCACAGACAACAGCUUUCUGUAAAGUAGAUGUAACCAUCUGCUUUACCUGUAAGAAAACUCUUCUCUUCCAGCUGAGUCGAAGCUAGAGAACCAAGGUGGAAAUCCAGGCCUGAGGUUGAAUUGCAGAUGAGACGUUAGGUUCCCUCUCUGUUGCUCUCCUAAGGGGAGGGUGGCUGGGAUGUGUUGGGGAGCCUGGGGUCGAUCCAGUGAGGACGUGAAAGCUGGAUUACCACGAGCGGGAGUGGCAGGCUCAGGAAGACAAAGCCCCUGGCGGGUGAGUAGCGGACCACCACUGAACUAGGGCUGGGAGCGGUGAGAGGUGAGGGCUGCAUUGAGGGGGAGAGUGGAUCUUGCAUCAGAGUACAUUGUAUUUAUAAUACUUUGAAAUUUGCACAUCACUGUCAUUUCCAGGAGUCACAUUUCAGAUAGAAAGCCGCGUGGCAGUUUCUGAAUGAGAGAAAGGUAGAAAAUCAGGAGAUCCUGUUUCAGAUAUUUACUGCUGGUUAAAAAUAAACCCUUUCUGAAUUUACAUAACAAAUCGCUCUCAUAAAAGUAGCUCUGGCAUGGAGCCUCAGCCCUGCCCUGCACUUAUUUACAAAAGUCACCUGACUGCCUGUCUUGUGCGUGCAGAUGUGUACAGCCUAGGGAGCAGGGGUGCACAAUAUGGGCUGUUUCAAGAUGCCAGGGUGGGGUGGACUCCCUGGUAGCAUUUUGGUGCAGCCAGCGUGUCACUGGAGCAGUGUGGAAAGGAAAUCCCCUGUUGGAGUGUUCACAGUGACAGCACAGUAUCUGCACCACAUGUGCACCCUGGAGAUGGGCAGUGAAGGUGGGUAUUUUGUGGGGAACAAUUCCGGGGAACUUGGCGGUGGCAUCAGUGAGCCUCCGAGCCUGUGGUCGACAGAGGCUGGUAAACUGUUGAGCCUGUGUAUGUAAGACUGAGUACAUGGCAUAGUGGCCAGUUUGUGCUUCAGCACCGUGUGUAAGAACGCUUAUGUCAGGUGGGUCACUGGGGCUAAGAUAUCACAAGCCGUGCUGUAAGAGGCAUCGAAAUUUGCUUCAAUGUUUCUGUCUGAUCAUCACGUCUCUCAGCCUCUCACUCUGGAGAGAAUGUGUUUCUCUUAAUUCCUUUGUCCCUUUUAAAAAUCUCAAAUAUAGAUCUUUUCUAUGAAAAUAAAACAGUGGAUUCCUUCAUCUCA
Messenger RNA from Oryctolagus cuniculus (rabbit), 6992 nucleotides. Lineage: Eukaryota; Metazoa; Chordata; Mammalia; Lagomorpha; Leporidae. The record is from RefSeq and is a predicted model, not a curated record.